This is a messenger RNA of Uncinocarpus reesii 1704, 1167 nucleotides long. RefSeq lists its product as uncharacterized. Gene Ontology annotation, molecular function: RNA polymerase II cis-regulatory region sequence-specific DNA binding; DNA-binding transcription factor activity, RNA polymerase II-specific. The record is from RefSeq and is a predicted model, not a curated record. Gene Ontology annotation, biological process: regulation of DNA-templated transcription. Bases 1 to 1167 code for a protein of 388 amino acids. The transcript is spliced from 3 exons. NCBI's taxonomy places the organism in Eukaryota, Fungi, Ascomycota, Eurotiomycetes, Onygenales, Onygenaceae.
AUGAGGCAAUGCAUGUCAUGCAACCUGGUCCUUCAGAACAGCCAGACGUACCUGGACCAUAUUAAACCUGGCCCGCUGCGACAAUGCUCGACCUGCGAGCUGAUUUUUGAGGUCCAAUGCGAGUUCGAACUCCAUCAGUUAGUGGAGCACCCAAAAAGAAAGGCUAUAGGAAGCGCCGCGAUGACGAAGGAGUCCCCGCUUCCUAAUCCCGCCGUUACGGCUAGAGAGCAGGGCUUCCGAUAUAUACCACUGGAUGAGCACAUGGAGACGCACACUUUGGGAAAUCCGACUGUAGAAACAGCAGAAACCCAGACAAGCCAAUUUCCCACGGACCCAAGACAUAUGGACGAUUUGCUUCUUGGAAACCUAGUGGAUGGUAGUCCCAUUCCAGCUCCUAGCGGAACAGCAAGUAAAGGAAUUCCCAUGGCACUUUCAGGACCGCCGGAGGGGGACUUGCUGGAUCUGAGCCCGCCGAAUGAAGAGAGCGGUACCCUCAGCAAAGCCAUCAGCAAUUUUCAGGACGUCCUAAAAAACCGACCGGCGCUAGAAAGGACGGUUGUCAAGGAUACCCCAAGCCAAACCCAAGAGGUUCAACUGAAGAAGCGAGUGCCUGUUACCUCUCCGGCGACAUCAUCCGGAUCUCCUCAUCCAGCCACAAUCACGCCGGAAUCUUCUGAGUUGAUCAAGACGCCUCUUCAAAUUCGUCCGGUUCCCGAAGCCCAACAGCAACCAAAUGUGCAAACAAGCGGGAUAUUAUGUUUUGAAUGUGGAGCGACCUUCACCAACAUCCUUGCUCUUCAUCAACACCAGAUGGUGAGCAAGCAUAACUAUUGCCACUGGUGCCUCGGGUUUUUCGCCGACCGGAGCGUCUUGCAGAAGCACAAGGAACAAGUCCACAACUUCCGGUGUACUUCGUGCAACGCGGCACAUUUCAACCUAGAAGACCUUAUCACACACCAGCGGUUGAAAGCCCAUUGUUACUGCAAGGCAUGCAACAGUUACUUCCUGGAUUUGAAAAGCCAUCAACAGCACAUGGCUACAUUCCACGAUAACUCUCGCCAUGGCCCAAGUAGAGCGGAGCCUGCCGGUGCCCUAAAGCCCAAAGCUCCACCAGCAAAGGAAUACUCCGGAACAGCUGCGGGCACAUCAGCAGAAAGAGAACCAUAA